This is a messenger RNA of Pelagomonas calceolata, 1459 nucleotides long. The record is from the annotation of a GenBank genome assembly. NCBI's taxonomy places the organism in Eukaryota, Pelagophyceae, Pelagomonadales, Pelagomonadaceae.
AUGUCGCCACUUUGUUUCAUCCUGGCCGCGCUUGUCUGCGCGGCCCCGGAGGGACGGGAUACGCGGCCUCGGGCACGGACGCCCCCGGGCCCGUCGACGUACUGCGGCCAGGGAUACAGGUGCCGCGGCAGCGGCCGCGAGAUGCGGUGCCACCCGGACGUCGCGUGCGACGACAGGGAAUUAAGAAGUGGUCCGUGCGCGGUAGCGACCGCGUGCCUCGAAAAGUGCGUCGCGGACCCGGGGGGCGAGGCCUGCGACAUGCCCUGCCACGGAUCGCCGCUGCGCUCGCGCGCGACCGGCGCCGCCCCGCCGCCGGACCUGAAGGUUGCGUAUUUUUUGAAUCAUCGCAAGGUGGCGGGGACGAGCAUGCUCGCCGCGCUCAAGCGAGUCGCGGGGCGCGUCGGCGUCGACGGGGGCUCGCUGCUCGUCGCCAAGGAGGAUCUCCGGCCCUUCAACCCGAAUUUGUUCUGCAAACCGGAGACCAGCGCGGGCGUGCUCUACGUCACGGUACUUCGGCACCCGCUGCACCGGCUCGUGAGUUUGUACCACUCCGAGAACAACUUCGGGGACCGGAACCCGGCCGCGAACCGCAACGCAACGGCCUGGGGCGCCUUCCUCGACGGCUCGUGCACGCGGCACAGGUGCGCGGCGCCGAACUACUACACGCGGCGCUUGCUCGGCUUCGCCCGCGUGACGAAGGCGCCCGCGGACUGCAAACCGCGCGGGUUGAAGGGGCGGAACUCCGAACAAUGCGACGUCGCGGCGCCGGGGACCUGCGCCGAGCCGACGUUCCACCCCCGGUGGCUCCACGACGUCGACCAGGCCGCGGCGCGGCAGAUCGAUUGCUGCAACGCCUUCGCGGAGGGCAAGACGCGCCGCGGUCGCCACCUGUGUGGAAAUCAAAAUUUUACGGCGUGUUCGUGCAGAAUCGUCUCGUCGCCCUCCACGCCAUCGACGCGACGCCUGCUCGAUGGCGUGGCGAUGCCGGUUCCUCACCGAUCGACCGAGCCAACACGGCUGCGUCAUCGUCGAGAAAUGACUUCGUGAAGAAUUAUCGGGUGCACCCGACGCACUGGUUGAUUUCCACACAGGUCGCAUCGGGUUCGCGUUCUCGUGCGACUGCGGGCGAGGCGCGGGCCGAGUGCUGAGCGACUUGACGAGCGACGUGGGUAUCGCCGUCUCGUCGAGCGAGGUGGCCUUCCAGGUCGCGAAGCGUGUCCUCGAUGCGUUCGACUUCGCCGUGGCGCUGGAGCGCAUGGACGAGCGCGCGGCGCAGAAACUCUCCCAACUCCUCGGCACGACCGUGACGUUCCCACACCACCGCACAAGGGCCGGAGGCAGCGGCGGCUUCAACAGACUCGCCGCGGCCAUGCCGACCAGCAUCCGCGAUCGCAUCCUGCGGCAACACGACGUGGACGUGCGCCUCCACGCCUGGCUCGCGGCGCGCCCCCUCCCUUAA